CGAGUCCCUUUAAUAAUCAGUUAGCAGCCUGGCUGCCUGCCUGUGUCUGUUCGACCUGUUGUUGCCAAUAACCCUCCUCAACCGCGAUAUCGUGUUUGCAAUUUAUUCCUCUUGCCAGACCAUGCAGACUACCUCCUGUGAGAAAAGUAUAGACCACUUGUAGGUGUGUUCAAUAUCUUAGAAAAACAGUGUUUUGGUUUGAGGUAACGCAGUUGAUCACUCCUUGAACGGGUCUGUUUUACCAGAAGAUAAACACCACCCUCCAUUUGUCUAUUAACAUUCGGCCAACUGCAACAUCUGGCACAUCUAGCAUUCAAGAAGGUACGCGCAGCCAAUAUAAAGGCACUUUCAACAAAGGCUGAGUUUUUCAUGAGGUAGAGGCAAGUGCUGAGUCAUGGCGAGUGUUGCAACACGCACUGUGUUGAUAACUGGAGCUAACAGAGGCCUGGGCUUGGAAAUGGUUAAACAAAUGGUUGAAGGUCCCUCGCCCUUGCCAUAUUUGUUUGCCUGUUGCAGAGAACCGGAUGGACCCAGAGGAAAGGAAUUGCAAGCACUGGCCAAGAGCCACCCUGAUGCGAUCACCGUCAUUCAACUAGAUGUCGCCGACCUCUGCAGCAUAAAAAAGUGUGCGGAGAGGGUAGGCUCCCUGGUGGGGCCAGGGGGCCUCAACCUGUUGAUCAACAAUGCAGCGGUUCUUUUCCAUGGCACUUUUCAGAGCACCAGUCCAGAGGACAUGCUAACUACCUUCAACACCAACGUCAUUGGCCCAAUGAGCCUCACUAAAGUGAGGGCAGGAGGGAGGAAGUUCUUACGGCUGUAUUUCUACAUAGUGAUGGAGCUCCUCCCUCACCUACGAGCAGCAGCUUUGGCCAGCAGGACACCAGGGAUGUCUUGCAGUAAAGCAGUCGUGGUCAACCUCUCUAGCAUGGCUGGAAGCAUGACCGGUACUCCUGAAAGCUACAGCAGGUUCCCUGUGAUGUCGUACCGCAUCAGCAAGGCGGCUUUGAACAUGCUGACCAUCUGCUCUGCCUUAGAGUUCCAGAAGGAUAACAUCUUGUCUGUUCUCCUGCACCCUGGCUGGGUGAGAACCGACAUGGGCGGAAAAGAGGCGGACAUUGACAAGCUAGAAAGUGUAGGAGGCCUGCUAAGCGUGAUCGAUUCCCUGACGGAGAAGCACAAUGGAGCCAUCCUGGACUAUAAUGGUGUGUCAUUGCCAUGGUAGUCCUACAUAUAUAGCUCCAUUGUUGGAUGCUGAGUGUAUAUUCCAUGUUAUUAUUAUCUUUUACAAUACUUAAAACUUUAUAAUCACAUGUGUAAUACCAAUUUGUACAACUAUAACAUGAGUCUAAUGCUCAUGUCAUCAUUGGCUAUUGGCUAUAAGCAUUGUUUUAUAAUAACAUCUGAAUAAACUUUUAAACUUAAAAUCCUAAGAGUUUAAGUGUAUGUUUACCAGCAGGUGGUGCUGUUUAACUUGACUAUAUCAUAAAAGUGAACAUGUCUCCAUGAAUAUUGUUCAUUAUUUCUCAUUGCUUCUUCCAUCCCCUGGCUUCUUAAUAUCGCUAGAUGCUUAAUGUGAUUCUGAGGAAGAAUUAAACGUAUUCUUCUUUGCCAGUGUUGGUAGUUACUCAAAAAAAAGUAAUUAGAUACUUAUUACUGGUUACUUCUGUAAAUUGUAAUGAGAUUACUUUACUAGUUACUGCAUUUGAAAAGUAACUUCACUACUUAUUACUUCACUUUCCCGUUUCUUAAUUUACUGUAGAUACAUGGACAAACAUCAUAGCCCUAUCAUCACUUAGGGCCCUAUUUUUAACGGUCUGAAACGCAAGUGAGAAGCGCCAAGCGCAAGUAGCUUUGUGGGCGGUUCUAUGGCGAUGUCGCUAGUUUACCGGCGCAAAAAAUGACUCUUGCGUCCAGCACAAAUCUAAAAAGGGUUGGUCUGAAGUAGCCUAAUUACCUGUGGGUGUGGUUUGGGCGUAACGUGCAAUAAACCAAUGAGAGUGCCAGCUCCCAUCCCCCAUGAGUGCAUUUGAAUCUGACGAGUUGAUAUUUUGACAGCGGGUAUGCAGUCUCAGAUGAGACGGAUGCACAUGAAUUUCAAACUUCAAAUGGCUCAGUUUAUGGCCAAAUAAAAUGGCCUAAUUCACACAUGGAAUAAGGUUUUCUUCCACAGUCCUCAAAUAAAUUUCGGCAAAGCAAACUUGUAUGAUAUAAAAGAUGAUAUGCGGUAACUGUGGUUCUAUUUAAUGAUACACGCAAUGCAUUAUAAACAUUUUUUCUUAUCAGUAUUGUAUGCAUUAUCGUUAUCAACUUGUGUUCCUAAUAUGUGCGUCCCCCCCGUUAAUAUACAUUGCCAUGGACUGUAUUAUGCGUUACGUGUUUAGUUUGCGUGUGUUUAAACAGAUUGACGCACACGCAUUCAUUAAUUAUUUUACACAUACACCCACGCGUGCCCGCAUUCAUUCAUUCUUUUUAACACUCACUCGCGGUAAAACAAAGUUUUCUCACGAUCAAAUACUCAUCAAUCCUAAAAGUUAUGGGCAUGUACACAAUGUCUGUCAAGAAAAUAUGUGUUUGCUGUACGGUGUUUGCAGAUGCAUUGAUUUAAAAGUACAACUUAUUACAACUUUAUCAGCUGUUCUUUCCCAAAUAAUUUACCAAGAAUGUCUGGCUAGGUAGAUGAGAGAAGCAAAGUGUAUACAGGAGGUGCACAAGCAACAUUAUGCAUGCGCCCUUAAAAUAGCAUCUGAACAACGCACCACUGACUUUAUACCAGGUAUUUCCUGGUUUGUGGCGCAAGUGGUUUCUGAAACUGCAAAAUAGCACCAGGGAACGUUUGCGCCAGAACACGCCUCCUCCUUUCGCCAAACCGGCCCUUGGGGCGCAAGAUCAUUCCCUAAUUUACCGACGCGUGGCGGUGGAGGGAGAAGAACGCUCUGCGCCAGUUGCAAACUAGCAACGACACAUGCGCCAGUGAUUAAGUCAAUUGCGCCGGAUGCAAGAUAGGGCCCUUAGUGUUUAUUGUCUUCCUCUCACCCUCUUGCAGGCAAGAGCAGCCUUAUCACGUUUUAA
Molecule: messenger RNA, 3069 nt
Organism: Gadus chalcogrammus (walleye pollock)
Lineage: Eukaryota; Metazoa; Chordata; Actinopteri; Gadiformes; Gadidae
Product: C-factor-like
Exons: 6
Coding region: 395-1222 (275 amino acids)
Source: RefSeq, a predicted model, not a curated record